Molecule: messenger RNA, 1433 nt
Organism: Rattus norvegicus (Norway rat)
Lineage: Eukaryota; Metazoa; Chordata; Mammalia; Rodentia; Muridae
Gene: Sbspon
Product: somatomedin B and thrombospondin, type 1 domain containing
Exons: 5
Coding region: 68-862 (264 amino acids)
Source: RefSeq, marked validated
GGAGGAGCAGAGCGCUCGCCCGAGGCUCUGGCUGGGUUGGCUCGCAGGUGUGGCCGCAGCUCUGGCCAUGAGGACCCUGUGGAUGGUGCUGUGCGCUCUGGCGCGGCUGUGGCCCGGGGCCCUGGCUGGCUGCGCAGAGGCGGGCCGCUGCUGUCCUGGUCGGGACCCAGCCUGCUUCGCCCGUGGCUGGAGACUGGACAGAGUCUAUGGAACUUGCUUCUGCGAUCAAGCCUGCCGUCUCACCGGGGACUGCUGCUUCGACUAUGACAGGGCGUGCCCAGCUCGCCCUUGCUUUGUGGGAGAAUGGAGUCCCUGGAGUGGCUGCGCAGGUCAGUGCCAGCCCACCAUGCGUGUGCGCAGGCGUUCGGUCCAUCAGGAGCCACUGAAUGGAGGGGCGCCCUGCCCACCCCUGGAAGAGAGAGCCGGCUGCCUGGAGUACUCCUCGUCACAAGGCCAGGAUUGCGGGCACUCCUUUGUUCCUGCCUUCAUAACUAGCUCUGCCUUCAACAAGAAGAGGAUAGUACAAGCUGUAUCUCCACAGUGGCCUACACAUACUGAGGAUGCUGGAUACUGUAUGGAGUUCAAGACUGAAUCCUUGACUGCCCACUGUGCUCUGGACAGCCGUCCGCUGACUCGGUGGAUGCAGUACCUCCGUGAGGGAUACACAGUGUGUGUGGACUGCCAGCCUCCAGCUAUGAACUCCGUGAGCCUGCGCUGCUCUGGAGAUGGUCUGGACUCUGAUGGAAAUCAGACUCUUCGCUGGCAAGCCAUCGGGAAUCCUCGAUGCCAAGGAACCUGGAAAAAAGUGCGUCGGGCAGAGCAGUGCUCAUGUCCAGAUGUGCACCGAUUCAUUUUUAUAUAGAGCACCUGGGAGCUACUUCGGAGCACGCAUGUGAAUGGGCUGAGUAUCGACAAGAUAAGUUCCAAGCUUCAGAGGCCUCCAAAAGCUGCACUAAGGACCAGGACACUUGCCAUUGCUACACUUUGCCACCAAGAAAGAAAACUUGGGGAUGGUUCUCAAGAUAGACCACAGUCUCUUUGCUUUUAUUUUUAAUGAGUUAAGUACCCAUAGUAAAAGCUCCUGUGACUUAUAGAUUUUGACCUUACAUUUGGUCUGUACUAGAAUCACUACCAUGUGCUCCAGUUCUCUCUCUCUCUCUCUCUCUCUCCCUCCCUCCCUCCCGCUUUUAAAAUUUAAAGACAGGUUCUCAUUCUAUAGCCUGGGGCUCACUAUGCAGACAUCUGCCUGCCUCUGCCUCCUGAAUGUUGUGACUGAAGGUGUGUGCCACCAUGCACUGCUAUUCUGUGUCUAUUGUUUUGGGUGGGGGGGCAUGGCAAGACAGGGUUUCUUUGUGUAGCCUUUGCCAUCCUGAAACUUGUUCAGUAGAUCAGGCUGGCAUCAAACUCAGAGAUCUGCCUAUUUCUGCCUCCCA